UCUGUGUGUGUGUGCGCGCGCGCGCGCGAGUGUGUGUGUGAGUGCGCGUGUGCGCGUGUCGAGAGAGCGAGCGGGCGCGAGUGUGGCCGGCUCGGAGCGCGAGCAGGACCCGGCGGGCGCGCUCCCCAGCCCCUGUCGGCGCCGGAACCAUGUCGGGCAGGUCGGUUCGAGCCGAGACCAGGAGCCGCGCCAAAGAUGAUAUCAAGCGGGUCAUGGCGGCGAUCGAGAAAGUGCGCAAAUGGGAGAAGAAGUGGGUCACGGUUGGCGACACAUCCCUCCGAAUCUACAAGUGGGUCCCGGUGACGGAGCCGAAAGUGGACGACAAAAACAAGAAUAAAAAGAAGGGCAAGGAUGAGAAGUGUGGCUCAGAGGUGACCACGCCGGAGAACAGCUCCUCCCCGGGGAUGAUGGACAUGCACGAUGACAACAGCAACCAGAGCUCCAUAGCAGACGCCUCCCCCAUCAAGCAGGAGAACAGCAGCAACUGCAGCCCGGCCCCGGAGCCCAGUGGGGCCCUGCCCAGCGACGGCAGUGAGGCCAAGGCAGACGAGGCGCAGGCAGAUGGCAAGGAGCACCCAGGGGCCGAAGAUGCUGCUGAUGAGCAGAACUCACAGUCGUCGAUGGAAAACUCAAACAGUUCGGAGAAAGUGGAGCGGCAGCCGUCUGCAGAGUCGGGGCUGACCACCGAGUCGUCCACAACCUCUCAGGACCUGGAAGGAGGGCCGCCCUCCAAGAAGCUGAAGCUGGAGGCCUCGCAGCAGAACCCCGAGGAGAUGUAGGCGCCGGCUUGGUCUCCGGCCCUGUGUCCUGGCAGGGGCACUGCAGGCUGCGUCCUGAACCUCGCGGCCCAGUGGUGCCCUUGGGUGCGGACAGACCACACAGUUUCCGGUUUACCAAGUCGAAUCCAAGGACACCUGGCCCGGCGUGACUUCUCAGACACUGAAGACCUCUGCUGCGAAGCGAGACCUCGAACCUUGAAGCAACUGUCCUUGGCGAGGCGAGCGACCGCUUAGGAGUCUGCACACUGUCCUGGGAGCCAAGAUGACAUUUGUGUUGCUGCUGUGUCCCCUCUGUCUCACGAUAUGAGCUAUGGGAGUGUGGUGCCCAUCAGGUGCCGCUUCCUGUUGGGGCUUUUCACUGUUUCACGAUUCCUUCCGCUUUCUUUUUCUGUGCCUUGUGCCCUUGAGGUGACCUCUGGCAUGUCUCCUGGUUGUUUUGCUCUCCCUUUGCAAAGUGCCCUCUUGGGCGGCUGCCACCUGACCCUCUCCCUCCUCCCCACCCCAGGACCACUUUGCUUUGAGCCGCAGGAUAGAGCUAUGGGGAGUGAGGUGCCCUGAGCCCAGCUUGGCCUCCUGCUCAGCACUGCGCCCUUACCUGCCCGGGCCUUGGGAGUGUGUUUCUAGGACUCACAAAGCCCUUGGAUGUUUCUGGCACUUCUGCACCUCUGUUCCCGCUGUCGCCACCACCUCCGUCCUCUGCUGUCUGCUGGACCCCUGGACGAUGCUUCCUGAGGCAUUGUCAGGGCUGGGGAGGCCGGAAGCAGGCGGUGGGCCAAGCUGGUGCUGAACCCUCCUGGGACGUCGCUGGAUUCAAGUCUCUGGCCCUGCGGCCCCCAGGUCCCCUUCCCCAUGGACGUGGUCGCACACGGUACUGACUCUCAGAGCGACAAGUUGGGGCUCAUUCCCAGGACAAGCCCUCGGUCUCAGCAGGGAGCAGGCCUUGAGGAUUGGGCCUUAAAGGCCAGGCAAAGGCACCCAGGACUUGGGAAGAUUUGCACAUCCUCCAGGAAGGAGCGCCCCGCAGAAGCGGCCCCUUGGCCCCACCCCACUGCGGCCGGCAGCGUCCUGUCUCCAUGGAGACGAUGGAGACAAAUGCCUCACUGUCAGUUCCAGGGCCUGGUUUGCUCUAACGACUCUCCGGACUCCUCGGACCUUAAACCUUUUCCUAAGCUUUCUUUACUGCACUGGAGUUCUGGCUCCCUUUGAGUUGUGUGUUACUGGGGGUGGGGGCUGCGGGUUUUGUUGUUUUGUUUUCAUUUUGUUUUGGGGCUAAAUUGGUGCAUAUUCAGGUACCACCUUCGAUGUGGGGGUCUUUCUCCGACCACCGUGGGAAGUGUCUGGCAGAUCCCAUUUUCUAAGAGUUUCUGAGGGCGAAGCUCCUAUUUUUUUUUUAAAAAGGGAGCCUAUCUAUUUCCUGCACUUCAAGAAGAAUCAGAAAUGUUCCUGAAUUUCAAAUACCUCAUGCAAAAUGUCUCCUGAAAUAAGGGAAAAAAACAAACAAACUGAAAAUCUUAAUGUUGAAGUUAGCAAUGCUGAAAGGUUUCUGUCUUAAAAAAAAAAUCCUCAUACUUCUCCAUCCUGCCCUCAGGGGGCCAGUUCUGCUGAGAAUUGAGACCUGGGUCUUGUCACAGCUGUGACCGGAUGUGGGACCUCGAAAGCCAUCUCGAGACUCUCGGAGGUUGACCUCCAGAUCUCUUGAAGCUAGGGUGACACUUUGCAGCAAACCAUUUUGGGGCAAGACGAAUUGGGAUAUUUAUUUCUCUAGGGAAAUGAGAGGUGACAGCUGACGGAGAGUCCCAUACACGAAUCCACGGGGCCAGCGGGCCAGCCAGGGGCCCCUGCACCUCUCCGGACAGGCGAGGGGAGCUGACGCGGGGGUUGAAGGUGAUGAGGUCCGCAGUCCCAGGCUGCCCUUCGUUUCUCUCUGAAGUGCCUGUAGGUAGGAAUGGGCCAGUGGUGAGGACCCAAGGGCCCCGCCACAGCCAUGGCCAGGCCAGGCAAAGCACCGGCAGCCCUGCUCGCCCCACCGGCCGGACGCCUUCCACACGGAUCGGUGAGACUGCAGAAAUCCAAUGUGCUUCCUUCCAGCCACCCGCACCCUCGCCCUGUCCCCACUGGAACCCAAGACCUGGCUUCGCCAGGGUGGGAUCCUCGGGGACACCAGGCCCCAUGGCCUAAAGGGCUCCCAGGGCAAACUCAAUCCCCGAGACUCAAGGCGGGGAGGCUGCGGCUCCACAUUCCAGAGUGCUGGCACCGACCGAACGAAGGCUGGCGACCGCUUCUAGGGUGGUGACCGCCAUCGUCAGCCGGUGUCACGUCCGGAAUGUUCCUUAGCGCCAAGGACCUGCUUAGAGGGAUAAAGACCUUCUCUUCACCGUUACUUAAUUGUUUUUCCUCUUACAAUUUUUUUUGGUGUGUUGUACAGCAGUAUAAUUUUUCACUUAUUUAUUCCAUCAGUAGAUAUGGUUUGUACAAUGUACAAUGGUUCCAUUUCAGAAAAUAAAAUUCAAAUCAUGAGUACA
Heterocephalus glaber (naked mole-rat) is the source of this 3301-nucleotide messenger RNA. RefSeq names its product BAF chromatin remodeling complex subunit BCL7A (gene Bcl7a). NCBI's taxonomy places the organism in Eukaryota, Metazoa, Chordata, Mammalia, Rodentia, Bathyergidae. The record is from RefSeq and is a predicted model, not a curated record.